Molecule: messenger RNA, 900 nt
Organism: Blepharisma stoltei
Lineage: Eukaryota; Ciliophora; Heterotrichea; Heterotrichida; Blepharismidae
Source: the annotation of a GenBank genome assembly
AUGGAGUAUCAGCAAUAUUUAAAACCAGACUGCAUGGAAUAUCAAAAUGAUUCUAGUAAGCAUGUUCCAAAACUUAUGCAGACCUAUCAAAACUAUGCUAGCACUCUCAACCAAGGCGAUUCGCUUUAUUUAAUAGAUAGAUGAAACAAUAGAACGAAUUUAUUGGUUUAUAACACUGUGAGCGAUAGCAAGCAAACUAAAAUUUUGAAGACUCCAGAACCGCUUGACUGUAAUACAUGCAUAGCUCAACUACCAAAUGGUAAAUUAUUCUGCUAUGGUAAGAAUUUUCCAAUUUCUGGCAUCACAUUGAUAAUUGAUGAGAAUGGAGGAGUACAAAAACUGCCAUCUGGAGUGUCUUGCUAUUGGUCGUCAGCUAUCUAUUUCAACAACAAUGUCUAUUGUUUUGGAGGAAUAGGUCGGCAUAUGAACGCUUUAGCUCUAUCUCGUAGAUUUGAUUUGGAUAGGAAUCGAUGGGUCGAAUUAGCUUCAAUGCCACAAGCUGAUUGCAGUUGCAGUAGUGUAAUAUUUAAUGGGAAUAUUUUGAUAUCUGGGAGCUGCUAUAGAUCUCUUUUGUUGUACUCAAUUGAUAUUGACAGCUUCUCUACAAUUCCUUCUAAUUUUAAAGCAAAUACACUUAAAAUCUUGAUAUGUGCUGAAAGGAGACUGUAUUUGAUUGAAUGCGAUUUUUAUGGGAAAUUAUAUGAAAGUGAUAUUGGAAGCUACACUUUCUGGAGAAUAAUUGGCAGAUCAGCAUCCUUUUUUCCUUUCUCUUUUCAAGUGUAUUGGUUAUACAAUGCAGGACAGAUAUAUAUAGGAAGCAUUAAGUCAAAUAUGAUAGCCUUCUUCAAGUUUAAUCUGGAUGAACAAAAUAUAGUCGAAUUAGAAAGAUUUCCUCUCUAA